Blepharisma stoltei is the source of this 1107-nucleotide messenger RNA. NCBI's taxonomy places the organism in Eukaryota, Ciliophora, Heterotrichea, Heterotrichida, Blepharismidae. The record is from the annotation of a GenBank genome assembly.
AUGAUAAACAACUCACAAAGAUCUUCAGGAGAUAGCAGAGAUCUCAAUACAGAAAAUAACACAAAUUCUUCAAGUGAAGUUUAUUCGUAUGUCGCACCAUGGUUUGUGUAUGCAUUUAAUUUCUGUUGUAAUCCUCAAUACCCCUUUUUGCUUGGAUUAGGCUCAUUCAUAGAAGAUACAAAUAAUAAAUUUUUUUUUAAAAAUUAAAAAAAAUAAUAAAUUUAUUAUUAUUUUUUUAUGAAACCCACAAAUAAUGAAAUACAAAUAGUUCAAUUGAAUCCAGAAGAAAAUAAAUUUGACUUGAAAACGACAAUUCAGCAUGCAUACUCUCCAACCAAAAUUAUGUGGGUUCCUGACACAGAAGGCAAGCAUCCUAACCUAAUGGCAUCCUCUAGUGAUCAUCUACGCCUAUGAAAAUAUGAAGAAAAUCAAGCCACAAUGGUAUCAACUCUCAUAAAUAACCGGCAUAGUGAUUAUUGUGGACCUUUGACAAGUUUUGAUUGAAAUCAGCAUGACCUUUCCAUGAUAGGAACCGCAAGCAUUGACUCUACCUGUACUAUCUGGGACUUAGAAAAGCAGGCAAUGAAGAAGCAGAUCUUGACCCACACAAAAGAAGUGAAUGAUAUUGCAUUUGGCCAUGACCCUUUUACUUUUGCCAGUGUAGGAGCUGAUGGCUCAGUCAGGAAGUUUGACUUAAGAAGCUUGGAACAGUGUACAAUUUUGUUUGAAAGCCAAGGAUACAACCCUUUGUUAAGGCUAGCUUGGAAUAAAAUGGACCCGAACUUUAUUGCGACGAUCAUGAUGGAUUCAUUGAGCGUAACAAUAAUUGAUAUCAGGUCGCCAGGCAUGCCGAUUGCAGAACUACACAGUCAUCAGAAUUUUGUAAAUACCAUUUCCUGGUCUCCAAAUCAAAGCUGCUAUGUCUGCACAGCCGGAGAUGACCGGCAAGCUCUGAUUUGGGACCUACAGAGGAAUCUUGGAGAAGUGAGGGAACCAAUGAUGGUUUACGUUUCAGAAGCAGAAAUCGUAAACUUGAAUUGGUCAGCGCUCCAGCCGAACUGGGUAGGAAUUGCUUUUAAUAAAACUCUUCAAUUGCUUAAACUCUAA